AUGAAAUGCGACCCCUACCAGCGCUUUUCCCCAAAACCGCACGCCCCCGCAACAGAUAUAAUGACAAUACCUCUAGCCUGGCCUUUUGCUCGGUGGGGACUCGACCAAGUUGGACCACUGCCGAGGUCGUCGCCUGGAGGGCACACGUAUUUGCUGGUCGCAGUCGACAAAUUCACCAAGUGGAUCGAAGCAGUGCCCGUUCGAAACCAAAAGGCCGAAACAGCUGUUCAGUUUUUCAGAGGAAUAACUUGUCGCUUCGGUAUGCCCCACAGUAUCGUCACAGACAACGGAUCGAACUUCGACUCGAAAGAGUAUCGGAAGUUCUGCGACGACGGAGGAAUCAAACUGAAGUUUGCAUCAGUUAGCCACCCACAGACCAAUGGGCAAGUAGAAAGGAUCAACGGCCUAAUAGGGGAUGGCCUCAAGAAACGCCUUACAGGCGCGGCUGGAGCCUGGGAAGAGGAGCUACCAUCUGUGCUAUGGAGCUUGCGCACUACGCCCAACAGAUCAACUCAGUACACCUCGUUCUUCUUGGUGCACGGAGCUGAAGCAGUCCUACCAGCCGACGUUCAGUUCGAAGCUCCUCGGGUGAUAGCAUACACAUAA
Molecule: messenger RNA, 606 nt
Organism: Lolium perenne
Lineage: Eukaryota; Viridiplantae; Streptophyta; Magnoliopsida; Poales; Poaceae
Source: RefSeq, a predicted model, not a curated record